AUGGCGCCGCCGCCGCCGCCGCCUCUGUCGCCGCCUCUCUGCACGCUGCCGCCGGGGCCCGGGCCCCCGCGCUUCGUGUGCUAUUGCGAGGGGGAGGGAAGCGAGGACGGAGGCCGCGGCGGCUUCAACCUCUAUGUGACGGACGCCGCGGACCUCUGGAGCACCUGCUUCACGGCGGACAGCCUGGAGGCCCUCAAAGCCCGUUUGGGCCUGAGUGCGGCUGAGGAGAUCACCCCCCGGUUCAGGGCAGCCUGUGAGCAGCAAGCUGUGACUUUGGCCCUGCGGGAGGAUGGAGCAUCCCUAACCCUUUCCGGGGGGCCCUGGGCCCUGGAUUUCGAGCUCUCCAAGGUGCCGGGCCCAGAGGCAGCCUCCAGGUUGCGGGCACUGACACUGGGUCUGGCAGAGCAAGUGUGCAACUUGAAGAGGCAGCUGGCAGGCCUGCAGGUGACAGCCGCCAGCCCCAAAAAGAGCCCUUGUCUGGCAGGGCCUCAGUUCUUCUUACCAGGUAAGGCCUGUCACCUGGGACUUCGGUGGGGGCUGUGCUCCUCCUCCCUCUGUGACUCCCCUUCCCCAGAACAAGAGUCGGGCCCCAAAGACAGCAUGUGCACGGAGAGGGGGCCGUGGCUCUGGGAUUCUACCGACUCAGGAAGCCCCGUCCCGUCCUGUUGCCCUCAGACCCGGACCCCCAGAGAGGUGGCCCUGGACUUGGGGUCAGGAGGCGGUGUCCAGGAGAGUCCCUCAUCAACCCUGGCUUCAAGAGUAAGAAACCAGCCAGCGGUGUAGACUUUGACAGCCCCUGAAGGCGCAGCACCAAGUGUGACCCUGCCAGGAGUCUGCUCAUGCGGUGGGGACAGCGCCUGAGACCCCACAGCCCGUCCUGCUGCCAGAGGGGAACAAACCUGCUCCUUGGACCCCUUCCCCUUUAAAUAAAUGGCUUCCUCAGGUGGAGGAAACGGC
Messenger RNA from Leopardus geoffroyi (Geoffroy's cat), 957 nucleotides. It is a transcript of the gene PAXX, whose product is annotated as PAXX non-homologous end joining factor. Gene Ontology annotation, molecular function: molecular adaptor activity. The transcript has 6 exons. Gene Ontology annotation, cellular component: site of double-strand break; nucleus; nonhomologous end joining complex. The record is from RefSeq and is a predicted model, not a curated record. Gene Ontology annotation, biological process: double-strand break repair via nonhomologous end joining. The coding region runs from base 1 to 783 and encodes 260 amino acids. NCBI's taxonomy places the organism in Eukaryota, Metazoa, Chordata, Mammalia, Carnivora, Felidae.